Messenger RNA from Tetranychus urticae (two-spotted spider mite), 1423 nucleotides. Its product is annotated as gastric triacylglycerol lipase-like. NCBI's taxonomy places the organism in Eukaryota, Metazoa, Arthropoda, Arachnida, Trombidiformes, Tetranychidae. The record is from RefSeq and is a predicted model, not a curated record.
UUGAACAAUAAAGAUGAAUAUGAAACAUUGGCUAUCAAUUGUCUUAUUAAUCUCUAGCCUUAAUUGUAAUCUUUGUGAUAAAAGGUUGGAACGGUUGGUGUCUGAUCCCGACGAAAACAGAACUCCCUGCGAAAUGAUUGAGUCUCGUAAUUUCAAAUGUGAUACUCAUUGGGCUAAAACGGCCGAUGGUUAUAUAAUUGCAAUUCACCGAGUAAUAAACCCAAUAUUGAAGGCAGCAAAAAAACCAACAAUUAGACCGGUUGUGGUACAACAUGGUCUUAUUGGUUCAACUUUGCAUUGGGUUAUUGGCUCUGCAGGUGGGUUUGCUGCUGACUGGACAAAUGGAAAGCCCAAUGUUGACCUGAAUGUGGAAGGACGCAAUUUACCCUAUUUACUGGCCAAUUAUGGUUACGAUGUUUGGAUGCCCAACUCAAGAGGCAACCAAUUUUCACAGAAUCACACUUUUCUUGAUCCAGAAAAAGAUUCAGAUUUUUGGAAAUUUUCAUUUGAUGAAAUGAUUAUUUACGAUUCACCAGCCGUUAUUGAUUAUAUUUUGCGAAAAACUGGUUACAAGAAACUGGAUUGGAUUGGUGUUUCUCAAGGAGCAAUGAUAAUGUUUGGUCUUUUAGCCGAGAAACCAGAAUAUUCAGCAAAGAUUAACCUUUUCUAUGGAUUGGCACCAGCCGUCUUUUUGGGCAACAUGGCCAGUCAACUUAAAUCAAUUGCAAAAGUGCCGGGUUUGCUGAAGAUUGCAACUCUAAUUAAAGCAGAAUUUGCGAUUCCAAGAAGUGUACUUGAUCCAGUUGUUGAUCAAUUUUGUGGUGAAUUAGGAGGUCGUAAUAUUUGUCAAUCGGUAUUUGAGUUCCUAAUUGGUAAAAACCCAAAUGCACUAAACUCAUCUAGAUUGUUAGUCUACAUAAAACAAGGCAUUAAUCCCACUUCAUUCUGGAAUCUGGUUCACUAUGGAUCAUCUGCUGCCACUGGAAAGUUUGCUAAAUUUGAUUAUGGUUGGCUUGAAAAUCUUGCUCGGUAUGGGUCCAUAAAUCCUCCAGAAUAUAAACUUUCUGCAAUCAAUUUGAAAAAUAUAGUAAUCAUGUCAUCCGAUAAUGAUAUUUUAGUUUCUCCAAAAGAUGUGCAAAUACUUAAGAAAGCGGUUAAAGUUCCGAUUAUUGAAUACCGAGUAAAGGAUAAAAAUUUUACUCAUGGAGACUUUUGUAUAGCAUCAAACGUCUAUGAGAUGGUUAAUGUUCACAUUGUAAGGCAUUUAAGGCAAUCCAGCUAAACUUGGCAUUGAAUUAAUUGUUGAACUGCUCCAGAUUAAAUAGCAUUCAUUGUAACCAAAGAGUGAAGAGCACAAUCUAUUUAAAGGACAGAGCAAUUUAUACUCUUUGAGGAGUGAUUAUUAAAAAUUAACAAAAUAAAU